AUGACCAAAAUCGCCGACCAUGACGAGGCUCAGGCCUCCUCCUCGUCUGCUGUCAAUUUCAUUGAAGAAGCUUUCAGAUCUUUGAAUUUGACUCCUGCCGAAGCCCAGAACGUCAUACGCGCCUUUGUUGAAGUCGUCAAUCGCACCACCAGCCCGACUUCGACUCCAGCCUCUUCCUCCCACUCCACGAAUUCAGCCGAUUCCACUCGCGUUGGCGUAGAUUCUACCAGAGACGAAGACGUCAUCAGCGAUGAUGAAGCUCCAGUUGAUGAGGGCAGUGUUCCAGCCCUCGUCCCUGUCCUCUUCACCACCUGCUCUUACCACGGAAACUGUCUUGCCACAGGAUCUGCUGGCUCAACGGCCACAUCGACGACCGCUGUUUCCCCUACUCCAUCGGCCACCAUCAUCGCGUCUGUUCCUAGUGUCGUGUCCGUCCCUUCUGUCGCGUCCGGCGCUCCAACGCUUCCAGCCACUCCUGGUGUUGUCAAUGCUCCUACCGCCGCUCCAGUAGCUGUUCCGCUCUACGCUGCCCUUCCGCCUAACCCACCGUCCAAUGCUAUACUGCCGCCCACUCACCUGGUGAUGGCCCCAUGUGGUUAUCACAUUCCUGCCGCAAACGCAGAUGGCCCGUUCUAUGUUGUCACCUGUGGCCGCAACUUGGGAAUUUUUAGCGGAUGGGAGACCGUCUCUCCUUUGGUCACUGGGGUCAGUCAUGCCGUUUACUCGCGUGUAUCCAGUGUGGCCGAGGGACACGCCAGGAUCAAUGCGGCCAACAUCGCAUCCUUUGCUUUAUACUUGACUUGA
Molecule: messenger RNA, 804 nt
Organism: Laccaria bicolor S238N-H82
Lineage: Eukaryota; Fungi; Basidiomycota; Agaricomycetes; Agaricales; Hydnangiaceae
Exons: 3
Coding region: 1-804 (267 amino acids)
Source: RefSeq, a predicted model, not a curated record